This is a messenger RNA of Pyrus x bretschneideri (Chinese white pear), 2236 nucleotides long. RefSeq lists its product as uncharacterized. Bases 128 to 1756 code for a protein of 542 amino acids. Lineage: Eukaryota; Viridiplantae; Streptophyta; Magnoliopsida; Rosales; Rosaceae. Gene Ontology annotation, biological process: RNA processing. The record is from RefSeq and is a predicted model, not a curated record. The transcript is spliced from 11 exons.
CCUACCAUAAUCUGCAUGUCGAGAGUGGAAUACCCAGAAUGCCGUCUAUCCCCAAACGAUAACCGUCGUCUUUCUCUUUCCCUCCGAGACACAGACUGUACCAGCAGCAAGACUAUCCCCAGCAAAAAUGGUGAACGUGCCGAGUCACGGACUGAGGCACGUGAGCGCCAUUCGCCCGUGGCUCCCCACCUUCCGUCGCUCCACCUCCCUGGCCUCUCUCUCCUCCCCUUACACCGAAGACUCGGAGCAUGCCCAGCCCAAAAGCGGCGACAAGCCCAACUCGUACUUUCCGAAGCGAGGGCAGACUCUGGAGCUGGUGUGCGAGUCUCUGGCUUUCAAAGGGAAAGGUCUAUGCAAGGUGGCAGAGACUGGGUUCGUCGUCAUGUGCGACCGCGCGCUGCCCGGCGAGCGGUUCGUAGGGAGGGUUACUCGCCGGAAAGGGACCUAUGCUGAGGUGACAAAGGUUGAGACAAUUUCUCCUCCUUGGGACUUUGUGGACGCUCCUUGUGAGUAUGCUUCUUACUGUGGAGGAUGUAAAACACAAAAUUUGAUUUAUGAGGCGCAAGUCAAAGCUAAGGAGCAGCAAGUUCAUGAGUUGAUUAUAAACUUUGGAAAGUUUUCUCACACAGAACUGGAAUCUUUAAGCAUCAUGAAGCCCAUCGUUCCCUGUGAAAUCCAGUUUCAUUACAGGAAUAAGAUGGAGUUCUCAUUUGGUUCUCAAAAAUGGUUACCCAAGGAAAAAUUGAUGGAGAGACAAGAUGGAAUUGAGAACUAUGCCCUGGGAUUGCAUGCUCCUGGAUUCUUCGAUAAGGUUCUCAAUGUUGACAAGUGCUUAUUGCAAAGUGAGCCGGCGAAUAUGGUUCUUGCUGUAGUCCAAGACUGUUGGAGAGAUCCACAAUUAGGUCUCUCUCCUUAUGACGUUUACUCUCAUGUUGGAUUUCUUAAGCAUCUAAUGCUAAGAACUGGAAGGAAUGCGGAGACUGGUCUUCCUGAACUUAUGGUUAAUUUUGUGACUUCAUCUAACAAGCCAGAGCUGCUUAAGCCUCUUCUUGAAAAGAUAUCAGCUAUCCCUGAAGUGGUAAGUGUCAUGAACAAUAUAAAUAGUUCUGUUGGUAACACAUCUCUUGGGGAGGUGGAAUACAAUUUGUAUGGAAAAUCCAGCAUCACGGAGAACUUAAGGGGGCUAACAUUUCAAAUAUCAGCAAACUCAUUCUUCCAAACAAAUACUCACCAGGCAGAGGUUCUAUAUAAACUCAUAGAAGAUUGUGCUGGUCUCAGAGGAGAUGGCUCAGAGAUUGUUCUUGACCUGUUUUGUGGAACCGGCACCAUUGGGUUGACACUUGCCAGAAGGGCCAAACAUGUUUAUGGAUAUGAAAUAAUUCCUCAAGCCAUUGCAGAUGCUUGUCUAAAUGCCGAGCUGAAUGGUAUCCAGAAUGCCACAUUUGUCCAAGGGGAUCUUAACAAAAUUGAUGAAAGUUUUGGGAAAAAUUUUCCUAAGCCCGACAUAGUUAUUUCAGAUCCAAACCGUCCAGGAAUGCACAUGAAGUUGAUAAGAUAUCUUCUAAAGCUUAAGGCGCCACGGAUAGUUUAUGUAUCGUGUAAUCCUGCCACAUGUGCACGUGACCUUGAUUAUCUCUGUCAUGGUGUGACUGAGAAAGGUAUAGAAGGCUGUUAUAAGCUAAAGAGCGUACAGCCAGUAGACAUGUUCCCUCACACUCCUCAUAUCGAGUGUGUUUGCCUUUUGGAGCUUCGUUGACCCCCGGCCAGUUUCGGUUGUGAUCUUCAUGCCAAAGGAUUUUAAAAGCUUUGCCAGGGAACUGUGGUAACAGUUGUGAAAGGGUUAAUUUUUAUGAAGUUCGUCCCACUCGGAGUAAAUUACACCCCACCCUACCAAAAAUUGGCUCUCUCCACUCUAGCGGCUCCCAAGACAGCCAGUUUCUAACCCGCACACGAUCGAUGGAAAUGAAUGAAACAUUAUAGCCCGCCCCUAGGAAAUUGAUGGUUCAGCACUUGGUAAUGGCGGUGGUGAUGGCCGUGGUACCGGUGGUAGUGGAGGUGGUGUUGAUCGUGGCGGCGGAAAGUUUUUAUAUAUUUUGUUUUGCUUCUUCGUAAAUCUUUUGCUGAAAUUUAGGAAGGACAACUAUUUAGAUGAAAUAGUGCAAAACUGUGAAAAUAACUUGGGGGAUUACAUUGUUCAGUUAGGGGAUUGAGUCAUUUUACUCACUAUAUUUUUACA